CUCAAAUCCCCAACUCGUUUGAUUUUGCUGUUGAGGAAGAAAGCUGAGAGGAUUUGUUCGCGAUGGAAGCUGCCAAGGAGAAGAUCUCGAACGUCGCUGCGUCGGCCACAGCAGGCAUGGAUAAGUCCAAGGCUGUUGCUGCAGAAAAGGCAGAGAAACUGAAGACAAGGGAUCCACUACAGAAGGAAGCAGCAGAGGAAAGGAAGCAUGAGAAGAUCAGUCAAGCAGAGCUGGAUAAGCAGCAAGCAUACAAGGAGAAUGCUAUUAAAAAGGGUGAAGCACACCACACAGGCGUCGGACACGCAACCGGCUUGGGUGGACACCACGCCGGAGUCGGCGACGAAACUGGCUUGGGAGGACACCACACGGGAGUUGGCCACGAAACAGGCUUGGGUGGACACCACAUCGGGGUCGGUCAUCCAGAGGGCUUAGUCGGGCAUCAGACCGGUGUUGAGCAUCAAACCGGUUUGGGUGAUCCAACUGGGCACACUACUGGUGGAGGAGUGUUGUGAUCAGGUGGAUGGUUUUAUGAACAUGAGUCGUGCAAUAAAUAUGGAGUAUAAUAAGCCUUGCUGGUUA
Molecule: messenger RNA, 579 nt
Organism: Phalaenopsis equestris
Lineage: Eukaryota; Viridiplantae; Streptophyta; Magnoliopsida; Asparagales; Orchidaceae
Product: protein LE25-like
Exons: 2
Coding region: 63-512 (149 amino acids)
Biological process (GO): embryo development ending in seed dormancy
Source: RefSeq, a predicted model, not a curated record